Molecule: messenger RNA, 1291 nt
Organism: Lates calcarifer (barramundi perch)
Lineage: Eukaryota; Metazoa; Chordata; Actinopteri; Centropomidae
Exons: 6
Coding region: 386-1264 (292 amino acids)
Source: RefSeq, a predicted model, not a curated record
GGCCCCGGCUCCAGAUGUGGGACUGGGCGUCUGUGCGGUGCAGUUAAACCGCAGUGAAAUCUGAGCCCGCUCCGGCCUGCCUCUCUGUAUUUUGGGAUGUUUUACAUGGGGCAGGACAAAGACACGUUACCAGGCGGGAGCCCAGUCUGAGCAGAUGUUCCUGCCCUGGGAAAAGAAGAAGAAGAAGAAAGAGAAGAAGCGACGUUAUUUGUGCAGAAGAAGAAGACGGUACAGUUUCCUCCUGCUGCGAGUCCUGUGUUUGAAGCUCAAACGAUUUAACGGAUUAAUUACUGCAGUGAGGUGAAGGACAGCUGACUGGAUGCGUUUUAAUACUAAACCGAAACCGACGUUUUGAAGGACAGAGUUUGUGCUGAUAUGGCUGAAGAUGUCUGUGGAUUCUGAUAACUCCUGUGUUUUGCUGUCAUCGCGAGACUCCAGGACGUCCUGCGUCUUCCAAACAGCUGAUGAGAAAGAUGAUCUCCCGGGAGUGGGGGAGGAGAGCGUCCUGGAGAUGCUGAGCUACUCCAAGUUCUCGGACCUAGAGACGUGGCUGUGCAUGCCGUCCUCGCUGCUGCUGCCCAGGGUUCUGGACUCCAACCGCACUUCCUCCGCCUCCUCCUCUUCCUCCAACUCCUCUUCCUCACAUGCAUCCAACCACUCCUCCAAUUCCCCGCCGGUCUCCUCCUCCUCCCCUUCCUCCUCCCCAGCUUCCAACUCCCGGCACUCCACUUGCAGCGAGCCAGGAGAGGCCGACACACCGCUCAGGUCGUCGGAGAAGGAGUCCACCUUCCUCACUCCUGCGCUGAGGAAGGAGAUGCCGUUUCUGGCCACGCCCCUCCUCCCCAUCCUCUCCUCCACCCCAGCCUCCCAGAGCGGGGUCAGCAUCAGGAAACGGCGGCGGCUUGCUGCCAGUCCUGGGGGACUCCACUGGAACUCUGCAGGUUCAGUGCAGCGCGAAUUCUGGUCACCUGAUCUGUCUCCUGGGUCGAGGGGGAGUGCAGCAGCAGCAGCAGGUGGACGAAGAGGAGGAGGAGGAGGUGCAAAGAGCCUCCCCCUGGUCGAGGUGGGCGGGGCAACACCGGCCCGUGCUGGCGAGCGGGCGGCCCUGAGGAAAACGGUUUCGGUUGAUGACCGACUGCUGCAGCCGCCAGGCGGAGAGGAGCGACACCUGAGGCUGCUGAGUCGACUGGAGAGAGGCAGGAAGAAGCUAAGAAACAUCCAUAGUCUGGGAACCACAGGAAGAUACGACACCAGGAAAAAGUAAGUCUCCUCUCGCUGUGUUUAUCAACAG